This is a messenger RNA of Paramisgurnus dabryanus, 2103 nucleotides long. Lineage: Eukaryota; Metazoa; Chordata; Actinopteri; Cypriniformes; Cobitidae. The record is from RefSeq and is a predicted model, not a curated record.
AUGGGAGACCCCAAAAACCCACUACUGUCCAAGGAUGGAGACAUAAUUAUUGGAACUCUUAUUUCAAUCCACAGUAAAGAAACAUUAUCUUCAUCUGAGUUUACAAGAAAACCUCAGCUUAUAUGCUCCAGUGUGAAUCUAAUAGAUUUACGACUGGCUCAAAUCAUGAUCUUUGCUAUUGAAGAGAUUAACAGAAGUGGAAAUUUGCUCCCAAAUGUUUCCAUUGGUUAUAAAAUCUAUGACACUUGUGCUUCAAGACUAUCUUCUAUGAGUGCAACUAUGGCAGUGAUGAAUGGUCAGGAGUUUGCAGCAGGAGACAGAUGCAAUGGACAGUCUCCUAUAAAUGCUAUUAUAGGGGAAACAGAGUCCUCUGCCACAGUGAUUUUGUCCAGAACCACAGGACCUUUCAAAAUUCCAAUAAGUCACUCAGCCACGUGUGAGUGUCUCAGUAAUAAGAAAGCAUACCCUUCAUUCUUCAGGACCAUUGCUAGUGAUUAUCACCAGAGCAGAGCACUUGCAUACAUAGUCAAACACUUUGGCUGGACUUGGGUUGGAGCUGUGAACAGUGACAAUGAUUAUGGAAACAAUGGAAUGGCCACAUUUCUGAAUACAGCGCAGGAGGAGGGGAUUUGUGUCGAGUACUCUGUGAAAUUUUACAGAACAGAGCCUGAAAAACUCCUAAAAGUGGUAAACAUCAUAAAACAAAGCACCGCAAAAGUCAUUGUUGCAUUUCUCACCAGUUUUGAAAUGUACAAUCUACUUGAACAGCUAUAUAUUCAGAACAUUACAGGCAUCCAAAUGAUUGGUGUAGAGGCAUGGAUAACAGCAAAGAAUUUGAUCAUACCACAGAGUUUUCAAGUGCUGGGAGGUUCACUAGGGUUUGCAGUAAGAAAUAUUAAAAUUGAAGGGUUUUUAGAUUAUGUAAUUAAAGAAUUUGGAGAAACACAGAAUUACAUUGAAGAUGUGGUUGAGGCUUUAAAAAAAGUAAAUUUCACUGUAAAGUUUGGCGAUCAUGUGUGGUUUGACAGCACUGGUGCUACAGUAGCCCAGUAUGAAGUUGUGAACUGGCAGCAGGACUCAGGGUCUGUGUGCAGUGAGAGUUGUCCUCCAGGCACAAGGAAGGCUGCACAGAAAGGAAGACCUGUCUGCUGUUAUGACUGUAUUACAUGUGCAGAUGGAGAAAUCAGUAAUGAGACAGAUUCAAAUAACUGCCAGCAGUGUCCAGGGGAAUACUGGUCUAAUACUGAGAACACUGAAUGUAUGUUAAAGGCUGUAGAGUUUCUGUCAUUCACAGAAGUUAUGGGUAUAGUGUUAGUCUUUUUCUCUCUGUUUGGAGUAGGAAUAACUUUACUGGUGGCCAUCCUGUUUUACAGUAAGAAGGACACUCCCAUAGUAAAAGCCAACAACUCAGAGCUGAGCUUCAUGUUGCUCUUCUCAUUGAUUCUGUGUUUUCUCUGUUCACUUACUUUCAUUGGUCGCCCCACUGAGUGGUCCUGUAUGUUGCGUCACACAGCGUUUGGGAUCACUUUUGUCCUCUGUAUCUCCUGUGUUCUGGGGAAAACAAUAGUGGUGUUAAUGGCAUUCAAGGCCACACUUCCAGGAAGUAAUGUCAUUAAAUGGUUUGGGCCUGCGCAACAGAGACUCAGUGUUUUUGCCUUUACCCUCAUUCAAGUUCUUAUCUGCGUGCUUUGGCUAUCAAUAUCUCCUCCUUUCCCCUAUAAAAAUAUGAAAUAUUAUAAAGAAAAAAUCAUUUUUGAAUGCAGUCUGGGUUCUACUAUAGGUUUCUCUGCUGUGUUGGGUUAUAUUGCUCUUCUGGCUAUCUUGUGCUUUAUUCUGGCUUUUCUGGCUCGGACGCUGCCUGAUAACUUCAAUGAAGCUAAAUUUAUCACAUUCAGUAUGCUCAUAUUCUGUGCUGUAUGGAUCACAUUUAUCCCAGCUUAUGUCAGCUCUCCUGGUAAAUUUACUGUAGCUGUGGAGAUAUUUGCUAUUUUAGCCUCAAGCUUUAGUUUACUACUUUGCAUAUUUGCACCUAAAUGUUACAUCAUUCUCUUUAAACCAGAACAAAAUACUAAGCAGCAUUUGAUGGGAAAAAACACAAACUAA